UUUAUGUAUUUUGUUGUUGAUUGCAGAUGAGAGCAUUAUAAGUAUUCUCAACAUUUAUGGCUGAUGAAACUGCAGUUUUGCUACUGUAUGCUUUGGUUCAUGGGAAUUCAGACUUUUUGGAAUAUGUGUUGGUGCGGACUGAUAUAGAUACAUUGUUAAUGCCUUUGUUGGAGACACUCACUCUAUGAUGCUUCAAGGAGAACAUCAAAUCAAAUCUACAUGGUGUUGAUUAUUCUGCUUAUACUUAGUCAAGAUGCUUCUUUUAAUGCUAGCAUCCACAAGCUGAUUCUGCCUUCUGUUCCAUGUAUAAACAUGUCUAAAAUGCGGGAUGUUUAUCUACAUACAAAUUGCCUUGCAGCUUUAGCUAACAUGGCGCCUCAUGUGCAUCGAUUAAGUUCAUAUGCAUCACAAUGCCUUGUUAGUCUUUUUGAUUUGUUGUCACGCAAAUAUGCAAAACUAGCAGAGCUAAAGAAUGAUAAAAUGCAGAUAAAUGAUAGUGAACUCAAAGAUGAUGAUAAACUUCCUGAAGAUACGUCAGCAGAAUUGCAUAUCUAUACGGAUUUUUUGAGGAUCGUGAUGGAGAUACUGAAUGCAAUCCUGACUUACGCACUUCCAAGGAACCCAGAGGUGAUUUAUGCAAUUAUGCACAGGCAGGAGGUUUUUCAACCUUUCCGGAAUCAUCCACGCUUCAAUGAGUUGCUGGAGAACAUUUUUUCUGUGUUGGACUUCUUUAAUAGCCGAAUGGAUGCACAAAAGUUGGAUGGUGAAUGGUCAGUUGAGAAGGUGCUUCAAGUAAUCAACACAAACUGCAGAUUUUGGCGAGGAGAUGGGAUGAAGAUGUUCACCCAAUUACGCUUCACAUGUGAACAAGAAAGCCACCCGGAAGAGUUCUUCAUUCCUUACGUCUGGCAGUUGCUAAUCUCUUGCAGUGGUUUCAGGUUUAAUCCCAGUAGCAUAAACUUGUUCCCGGUUGAGCUGCCUGUUGAGAUAUCUACACUGAUGCACUUAUUUCCAAAAUAUUUGGAAUUCAUGGUUCAUUAA
Lactuca saligna is the source of this 1041-nucleotide messenger RNA. Lineage: Eukaryota; Viridiplantae; Streptophyta; Magnoliopsida; Asterales; Asteraceae. The record is from the annotation of a GenBank genome assembly.